AUGCGGCUGCUAAUAGGUUUAUUUUCCGUUUGCUUUUUAUCUCCUCUUGAAUCUCAACACCCACCAGGGCAUUUACAACCUUUAGGGUCUCAUCAGCCGCCAUCAGGAUCAAUAGAAAGUUCAGAGGUUGUUCCAGGGCCUCAAGAAUUCUUUGAGGAAAAUGUUCGUCCUGGAAAACCCUUACUUUUAAGAAGAGCGGCAAAGAGCAUGCCUGCUUAUUCAAAAUGGACUGAUGGUUAUUUGAGGUGAGACAAGUAGCUGUCUUGCUUGUUUUUUUGAAAGAUGUUUUUCUUUCGACGCGAGUGUUGUUCUUUAUUUUUUAAAAUCACUUAAAUUAUAUAUAGCGGCGUUUUAAGUCUACCGGCCAGAAUAAUAGUUAUAAAGCUUUUAUUGUUUUUGUUUUGCUAUGGCUAGGUUUCCUAUGAUCGUCUACGGGUCUCCUGGUAGCUUUAAUUUUGAAACUCUUAUAUUUAGUGUAUCUUAAUUAAUUCAAAAGUUUGAUACUGAUAACUGUGGUGAUCGAGUAAAAUUGGUUUCUUUGAAGACAAUAUGGGAGAUUUUAUUUCCUGUGUUUUUAUAUUAAACUUGCAAGAGCAAUUCAUUUUGGUGGAUUUAAUACAGAAACAAAUAUUGGUGACUAACAGGUACAAAAAAAAUUAAAAUAAGCUUAAUGAUAAGAAGAAAAAGAAAAAAAAAUUCAAAAGUUGGGCAAAUUUUUGUUAAUUAAUAUGCAUAUGGCUUUGGCUUAGCAUGUCAUAUGGCAUCUGUAUCUGCACCUGUGGGCAGCUAUUAUAUCAGAUCCCCACAUGUAAUGCUGGUCUUGAAAAAAGAGUGAAAUUCAAGAGUUUACCACAUACAAUUAUUCUUACUGUACUGCACCAAAAAUUUCAGGAGGCAUCAACGAGCCAAAUGUUUGACCCUAUUAAUAUUCAGACAAUCUGUAAAAAGAUUGUAAUACUUUAAGAUUACAAACUGUCAGCCCUCUUGUUGGAUCAGAAUGAUUCAUGCUGAUGUAUGAUUGCUGGUGACAGGUGCAUGAUAUUAGAUUGAUAAUUAGCUUUUCUAUCUUUCUCUGUACUGCAAAUUUUCUUUUAAAUAGACCUUGUCACGGUUUCCGAUGCCAUCUUGACGAGUAGGCAAAUGCAUGAGAAUUACAGUGUUUGUAUGAGAAUCUAAUGUCAAAUAAUUUCCGUAGAUUGGCUGUUCUGAAAAAAAUAUGAAUUGUAAACUAAAGGUUCACUCCUAAGGAUUCUACUGAAAAAAAUUGAGCGUGUUACAUGCGCUAGAAGACCUAGAACCUCUUUUUUAAAUUUUCUAUACAUUUGUCUGUAAGAAAUUCCCAGGAAAAAUUACAGACAAAUAUAUGGAAAAUCUAAAGCAAGCCUCUGGAAAAUUUAAACACAGGUAUGCCUCCAAAAUGUUUAAGGACAAUCCUUCGCUUUGUAGCUUUAGUUUGCAAUUGAUAUUUUUUGCAGAAAAGCCGUUUUACGGAAAUUAUUCGACAUUAGAUUCUCAUAUAAACUCUGUAGUUUCUCACAUGUUUGCCUACUCGUCAAGAUGACGNCACCAAAAAUUUCAGGAGGCAUCAACGAGCCAAAUGUUUGACCCUAUUAAUAUUCAGACAAUCUGUAAAAAGAUUGUAAUACUUUAAGAUUACAAACUGUCAGCCCUCUUGUUGGAUCAGAAUGAUUCAUGCUGAUGUAUGAUUGCUGGUGACAGGUGCAUGAUAUUAGAUUGAUAAUUAGCUUUUCUAUCUUUCUCUGUACUGCAAAUUUUCUUUUAAAUAGACCUUGUCACGGUUUCCGAUGCCAUCUUGACGAGUAGGCAAAUGCAUGAGAAUUACAGUGUUUGUAUGAGAAUCUAAUGUCAAAUAAUUUCCGUAGAUUGGCUGUUCUGAAAAAAAUAUGAAUUGUAAACUAAAGGUUCACUCCUAAGGAUUCUACUGAAAAAAAUUGAGCGUGUUACAUGCGCUAGAAGACCUAGAACCUCUUUUUUAAAUUUUCUAUACAUUUGUCUGUAAGAAAUUCCCAGGAAAAAUUACAGACAAAUAUAUGGAAAAUCUAAAGCAAGCCUCUGGAAAAUUUAAACACAGGUAUGCCUCCAAAAUGUUUAAGGACAAUCCUUCGCUUUGUAGCUUUAGUUUGCAAUUGAUAUUUUUUGCAGAAAAGCCGUUUUACGGAAAUUAUUCGACAUUAGAUUCUCAUAUAAACUCUGUAGUUUCUCACAUGUUUGCCUACUCGUCAAGAUGACGUCAAAAACCGUGACAAGGUCUAUUAUGUGGCUGGGUUAAAUGAAGCAAGAGUUUCAUGUUAUACAAUGUAUUCCCUCAUUGGUCAGAUUGCUGAUGUAUUGUGUUCAGUAGGUUUUGUAAAUGAAAGGGAAAUUGUUUUUAUAUCAGACUGUUAUAAUCUUUCUUUAUGUAAAAACGUAUCGUUUGUGUUGUCAAAAACAUGCCUUAAGUGUUCAACAAAAAUCAUGGCAUUCAAAAAAAAACUAUGGUAAAAAUCUGACUUGAAAUUUAGAAUACAAAAAUAAAUUAUUCUAGUAUCUAUGUUUUAGAAUAAUAAAAAUAUUGAAAUAUUGCCAAUGGGCUUCACAAUGUUGAUGAUUAAAACUGCAGAUACUCCAUAUGCUAAAUGUCUAAAGAGUCUUUAAUUACGUUGCUGUUGCUUGGUGACACUUUAAUCCUCAUCCCAGUGGUAUCUGUUUAAUCAGUGGAAAUCAUCAGUUCAGGUCUAUAAAUAUGCAGCAUUGUAAUUCCAGCUAGCCUGCAAUGCAGACCUACUGUAGUUUAACCUCGGUUAGUAGCGUCUGCUUAGCAGUGUAGAGAUCGUCGUUCUGUUUCCCCAAUGGACUGAACAAAAUACUGGAUGAGGUGUGUUAUUUUCAAAUUUCCUUUCAUCCUGAUUAGCAGAUUGACAAUGGCUUUCUUAACGGGGGAAUCAGUGUAAACAGGUGGGGGCCCGAACAAGAUUUCAGCACUGUUUUGUAGAAGGACUUAACCAGGUUUAGUUUCAUCUGUGAAUGAGGUUAUCCAAUAUUUUUUCACUACACCCCCUUUGAGGGGGUAUAGUGAUUAUAUUUUGAGAUGCAAAUUUUCUCCAAAAGCUCCCUAGGAGAAUUUCUUGCUGUAGAAUUAAGGGUGUUGUUUGAAUGGGGAUUAUUUAUUUGCCUCUGGUAAAAUGCUAUUGUAUUGUCUUUAAACAUGUAUUUAUCCUGCUGCAGUACUGUUUGAGUUGCGUGACUAAAUUAUUUAUUGAUAUGGUUGUGGUUUGAGUGUUAAAAUUAGUUGGAAUUGGAAGAGGCAACCCUUUCAUUCAAGAACUCUUUCCAAUGCAAUUUCAGUCCCUUGCUAUUCAGACACAAGAUCAGGUUACUCGCUUUGUGUUUUUCUUUGUCAGUAUAAUUUUUUUGGUAAGCAAAAAUAACAUUAAAAGAUGGAAUAUUCUUUUUCUCUUGUUAGUGAGAGAUUUGGUGAAGUGGGCAUUGAUGUUGAAGAAGGGAAAAAAGAAAACAGAUCCUUAGCCACAUUUCAUUUCAAGCUUCAAGAUUUUAUCUCCCGCUAUAAGAAUGAAGACAUCUACAUGGUAGAGUCUCUUCCACUCAAAAUGAGAGGUAUUAUUAAUACAAACGUGUUCAAUAAUCCAGCUGUUAGUUUUCACCCAUCCUCUUUAUUAAAUUCCAGUUUAGUUUCCUUCCUUUUUUAAAAAAUAAAAACACUCCCCACAGUUGGGAGAGGUGGGGAAUCACAGUCACAGAUGCAACUUUGUGUCAAUAACUAAGAUGAACUGCUUUGAUCAUUUUAUUCCUCACCCCACAGUUCCUAUAAUGAUUUUUAUAUAUUCAUUGUUACAUGUUCAUCCUUACAAGGGUUUAUAAUUACGAACUGACUCAAUGACCAGCUCCCAGAUGGUUUGUUAGCUGAAUAAUAGUAGAGUGCUGCAACAGUAUUGCUGAGGUUAAGGGUUUGAAUCUCGUUUUGGAGAAGUUGCAUCUACAACUGCAGUGAUCUUAAUUUAUUUAAUUCUCCACCCCGCAGUCCCAGAGUAUAUAUGUUUUUUAAAUUUGAUAAACAUUAUUGUGCAUCAUCAUGACCAGUGACUAAAAACCUCCCAAAAAAAUAAAUAUUAAAUAAAUAAUAAUAAUAAUAAUAUUAAUAAUGGUUUAAUAUCAGUACUAAUAACAGUAGUAAUAACGGUUUAAUAUCAGUACAUCCAUGGUAUGGCUCUUCGCCUGAUAUAAGAUUAAAAUAAGGAAAUUAAAAGGAAAAAAUACAUAAAUCUGAAUUAUGAAUUUGUAAAAAAGCUAGGUAAUAAAAAGUAAAAAUAAUUAUACAAUAUAUAUGUUGUGGUUCAAUUUUAUUCUUGGUUUAAAUUUAUUUCCCUUUGUUUCAAACUCAUUAUCAUACAUUACCAUACCUCAAAACAAAGGAAAGUAAAAUUUAAACCAAGGAUAAAAUUGAACCACAACAUAUACAUUAUUAAUUAAAACUAUGCAAGAAAUUAUUGCGCCCUAUUCCGGCAGCGCUCCCUUAAAAUACCUAAUGUUUGCUUACUGAAGGAUUUAAAAUAAUUAUUAUUUAACAUUGGAUGGCAGAGAAUUGAAGAGGGCUGCCGCGCUAUACUGAAACAUGUCCAAGGAAUAGGGAAUAACUAAAUUUAUGGUACUUGAUGACCGUAAAUUUCUGGCAUGUCUUACUUGCUCAAGCUGAAGGUUUCUAGUCCAAUCAUGAGAGUAUAUAGCUUUGUGCGUGGCCUUUAGAAUGUGCCAUUCUCUACAUUCUUUCAUAGGCAACCAGCCUAACUUAAGGAUAGAGUCAAUAUUGUUCACAUAGCAUCCAAAAACAAAACUGGCUAGCACACACUGGAUGCGCUGUAACCUUUUUAAAAGGCAAUCAGUAAUUGGAUAGAAUAUUAUAUCAUUAAAGUCUAGGCGAGAUAGAACCAGACAUUUCUCUUAAUCCAGCUUAACAAUAUUUUACUUUUUAGAGGAGUACGCCUUAUUGAAGAGCUUAAGAUGUGGUGGGUAUACUGAAGUCCUGCAGGAUGCGGUUGUCUGGUUUAGCAGUGGAGGCACCAAGUCUGUUCUUCACUUUGAUUCAGUAGAUAACAUAAACUGUCUGUUUGAUGGAACGAAGGAGUUACUUAUGAUCAACAAGGUGACAACUGUUCAGUUAAUUUUGGCAUUUAUUAGAGACACACUUCAGCUUAGACACUUUUCUCACUGAGGAACAUUUUCUCUAUAAAAUGAUGAUGACCAACCAUUUUAAAGAACCAGCUUAUCACAUAGUAAUGUUAGACAGUGUAAAGGCUUCAAACCUAAACUGAUAUAUGUUUGUUAAGCCUAUCAAAUGGAAGUGCAGAUUUACAGUGGGCCUAUGAUAAUUUAAUUGCUACUUCCAUGACAACAAUUAAGUAAGGCGAUACCUCAGUGUUUCUAGUAGUCAUCUACUGCUAAUGAUGUCUGCAAGAGAAGGGGCUCUAUUCCAUAACAACACUUCAUCUUUAAGUGCCAUGUUGGUUUAUUACUAGAAACUGACAAUUCCUUUCUUGGCCUGUUUUAGAGUUCUGUACUGUCAAGGUUUUUUUUGGGAUCCUACUUGCCAAAAUGGGCAAUCAAAUGAUUGUAAUUCCAUUCAUAAUUUUUUUUUAAUAUAUUGAUAAUGAUGAACAUAUGAUCAUCUUUUUGACGUGUACCUAUUCUUUAUUCUUUUUUUCCAGUCUUAUCUUGAACAAGCACACAUUGACAAGGUAGAAGGAGCAUUCUCAACUGUUGAUGUGGACAGUGUAGACAUGUAUAAAUUCCCAGGCCUUCAGACUAUCCCCUACUACAAGGUUCUUAUGGAACCAGGCGACUGUUUGUUUAUACCCUCCAGGUAG
Porites evermanni is the source of this 5879-nucleotide messenger RNA. NCBI's taxonomy places the organism in Eukaryota, Metazoa, Cnidaria, Anthozoa, Scleractinia, Poritidae. The record is from the annotation of a GenBank genome assembly.